Molecule: messenger RNA, 927 nt
Organism: Saprolegnia parasitica CBS 223.65
Lineage: Eukaryota; Oomycota; Saprolegniomycetes; Saprolegniales; Saprolegniaceae
Exons: 6
Biological process (GO): microtubule-based movement
Molecular function (GO): microtubule binding; microtubule motor activity; ATP binding
Source: RefSeq, a predicted model, not a curated record
AUGGACCUCGCGUCGGCGGCCGCGAUCGUCAAUUCGGCCAAUGCCAAGGGACGAGAAACAGUCAAGGUCGUCGUGCGCUGCCGACCGCUCUUUGGCAAGGAGAUCACUGAGGGCCGGCAGUCGAUCGUGACCAUGGACGUGGCCGCCGCGGUCGUUUCCAUCAAGUGCCCUGACAGCGACGCGUUAAAGAGUUUUACGUUCGACUCGGUCUACGACGAGCACACGGUGCAGCGACAAUUUUAUGACGAGUCGGGCUACCCGCUGGUCGAAAGUGUCUUUGAGGGCUACAACGGCACCAUCUUUGCGUACGGCCAAACGGGCUGCGGCAAGACGCACACGAUGCAAGGCAAGGACAGCCCCCCCGAACUCCGCGGUGUCAUCCCCCACGCGUUUGACCAUGUCUUUGAAAACAUUGGCGCCGACACGGAGCGCGAGUACAUGGUCCGCGCCACGUACCUCGAGAUCUACAACGAAGACAUUCGCGACCUCCUCGGCGACGACUCGAAGCAAAAGCUAGAGCUCAAAGAGAGCGCUGACGGGGGCGUGUACGUCAAAGACCUCACCGAAGUCGUCGUGAGCGACGUGGCCAGCAUCAACCGUGUCAUGGCCCGUGGGUUCAAGAACCGCACGAUUGCCGCGACGCUCAUGAACGAAGGGUCAUCACGGUCGCACUCGAUCUUUACCAUUGUGGUUGAAAUCAGUGAAAAAGUCAACGGCGAGGAGCACUUUCGAGCGGGCAAGCUCAACCUUGUCGACUUGGCGGGGAGUGAGCGGCAGAGCAAGACAGGCGCGACGGGCGCGCGGCUCAAGGAAGGCUGCAAGAUCAACCUGAGUCUCUCUGCGCUUGGCAAUGUCAUCUCUGCCUUGGUGGACGGGAAAGGAAAACACAUUCCGUACCGGGACUCGAAGCUCACGCGGCUGCUUCAA